Messenger RNA from Lucilia cuprina (Australian sheep blowfly), 2049 nucleotides. Its product is annotated as protein late bloomer. NCBI's taxonomy places the organism in Eukaryota, Metazoa, Arthropoda, Insecta, Diptera, Calliphoridae. The record is from RefSeq and is a predicted model, not a curated record. Bases 390 to 1052 code for a protein of 220 amino acids. The transcript is spliced from 6 exons. Gene Ontology annotation, cellular component: membrane.
ACAAAUAAGACAUAGAUACAUAUAUUUUAAAAAUAUAAAUUAUACAUGUGGUGUCACAGAUUUACAAUUUUAAAGAAACUAAAAGUAAUUAAAACAAAAUAAAAAGCAUGUGCAUUUCAUAGUUUUAAUUCAAAGAAGGAAAAAAAGAGAAUAGAAUGCACAAAUAAAGAAGAGAGUGGAAGAAUAUUUAAUAUGCAACAAGUUUAUAACAAUUAACAAACCACAUAUUUACAACAAAUCCAUGGAAAAAAAUUAAUAAAAUAAACCAGAUACCUACAUAUGUAUAUUCAUAGUAUACUGGACUUCGUAGUGUAAGCAAAAGAGAGCGAGAGAAGAAUCAUAAACAAUAAAAACUCAACUACUGCAAAAAAAAAAUAAGAAUAAAAAAAAUGACUUCAACCUCAACAAUAAAACGAUUUAUUUACAUUUUCGAUAUUCUUUGUACACUACUGGCAGCGGUAUUAAUAGGAUUCGGUAUAUAUGUAAUCCUAACGUACGAAACAGAUGAAAUGGCCUCAAUAGCAUCAUACGCUUAUAUGGGAGUCGGGGUUUCCGUGAUUGUGGUUUUACUCUUCCUAACCAUUGGGGCGGCUAGAGAAAAUGUUUGUUGUACUAUAACGUUCAUUAUACUGAUGAUUGUGGUCAUACUUGCACAAGUAGUUGUUACAUUUCUUUUAACUAAAAGUAAAGAAAACAUUUCCUCAAACUUAUCAAAUACUUUAGAUAAUACAUGGGACGAUGAGAUAAAAAAUCCUGGUGCUAUGUCACACUAUGAAUCAUGGUUUAAGUGUUGCGGUCGUGCCAGUCCUCAAGAUUAUAUUGUUAAUGGACGUUUACCUCCAAAUAGCUGUUUCGAAAAUAACGAUUCCUCGAUACCAGAAAAUCUCAUCGAGUCAGGCUGUCGUAUUAAAUUUGAUCAGUACUGGACAAAUUUACUAAAUAUCUUUAAUAUUGUUGCUUGGGUUUUAAUAGGUUUAGAGUUGGUUAUAACAUUAAUUUCAUGCUGUCUCUGCAAUAGUAUUCGCAACGAUCGCAGGCGUACCUACUAUUAAAUGUAACUCUUAUUAGUUUUAAAACAGUCAUCGGCAAAUACGUACACAAAAAUAAGAUAAAUAUUAAUUAAAAAUGUUAAAAUUUUCCUUUCAAUAUGCAAAAAGCAGGGAAAUUACCGGGAAUUUUAUGUUCAUUUUAUAUACACAAUUUUUUACUCCACAUAGCCGAAGAAGUAUUUAGCAUUUUACAAUUCUAUAAUCACAAAACCUCGCCAAUUUCGCUCAAGUGAGAGUGUUAAAUGGAUGAUCGAUUAUAUGCUGGUAACAUCAAACAACAGGCAUUGGGUCCCGAUUGUUUGCAGAUGACGGGUUUUAUGUAAAAAUGGUUGCUUUUAUACCCUACACCACUUUAGUGGAAAGGGUAUAUUUGGGUUUGUGGGUAUAUUGGUCCUAUACCCACCUUAAAGUAUACCAAACAAACUGUAGGUCGCAAUUUUUGAAAUAAUUCAAUGAAAUUUGGUACAUGAUCUUCUAUUGUCUAUUGGGCCAAAGCCUAUUGAAAAUGAUUAAUUUCACCUAGCCUCCAUACAACUGAACCCCCGAAUAUGAAUUAUAAUUGAACUACAGGCCGCAAUUUUGGUGAUAAUUCAAUAACAUUUGACAUGUCAUCUUCUAUGGUAUUGUAGACGAAGCGACAUAAUUAUGUUUUAUAUACUCGUAUCUCGACAAAAAACUGCAAAACUAAUGUAUAGCCUUGAUGGCCCUUAUAAACUCUAUAAUUAUAGGACCUGAUUUGACUCUAGCCCCUAUAAAAAGCUCACUUCAAAAUUUGACUUAAAUGUCCACAAUUUUAUUCAACAAUAAUGCUUUCAACUUAAUGCUUUAUUAUGAAAACUAAAUCACAUUUUAUUUUUGUAACAGUUGUAGGGUAUUAUAUGGUCGGGAAGUAGGCGAAUAAUGUACCGAUUUUAACCAUUUUCAAUAGGCUUGGGCCAAAAAAAAGUCGGGAAGUAGGCGAAUAAUGUACCGAUUUUAACCAUUUUCAAUAGGCUUGGGC